GUUGUUGUUGCUCGUUCCUGAAGUAUAGGUCCCAUCGUUCGCUGGAAAAAGAGUAGCGUACCGCUCUCCACCGUGUUUCUAGCUACAUUGCUCAGGUAAUUCACCCGAAGCCUCAGGUGGCCUCGCUAGGAUGCUACACAACGCUCUGUUUGUCAUAUACGUCGUUAUUCCAGAAAAUAAAACAAUGAAUUAAAUAAAUUACCCAAUUUAACAAGGUUGGGUGAUGCUCCCGUCAACACAAUAUAGCUUAAUAACGCUAGUUCUGCUUAGCGACGUUAUGUCUCCGCAUACGACCUUAUUUGGCUUCAGUUGGCGAGGGAAAAUGUUUCCUUUUACUAAGCUAUGGCUGGAUGUUUAGCCUAUAUAUAUUUCUUAGUUGUUAAAUUAUCGAGCUCUUUGUGAACGAAGACCUCUCCGUCUAUUUCGAUCCCAUGUUUGUUUAUUUCAUCUGCUGUUUCUUACGUCCAGCUGUUUUAGCGUCACAUGCAGAGCAUCAUGGGAAAUGUAUGAAGUAAGCAAAACCUGCUCACUUAAUUUAUCAGCGAUUGCCUAUGAUGGGUGAAUCAAUCCUGUAAUGCACGUGUUAAAUCGCCUGUUAAAAACACGAACAUUCAUACAAAUGGAUACGUGAUACAUUCGCAAUACCAUUCGUGCUCUUCUGGUUCACCACCAUACUACACUUCCCAUUAUAACCUUCGGUUAUUUAAAUGUCAAGGGUUGUAGCUAGCUAGUUACGUCAGUUGUGUAACAUCCACUUUACGAGGCGAAAGCGUGCAGAGGAAUGGAGUGACUUGUCAAUUAAUUUUGUGGCUAGAUUUAGCCAGCUAUCACAAUAUAAUGUGAUUGUUGGCUCCAACAUGCAUCAUAUGUGAUUCUGAUAAUUUACCAAGCCAUUCACUGCUUUGUAUUGUUCCGUUUUUAGACAGAACAAAGAUAGCUCUAGAUAGCUAUAAUUCAGGUGUCUCAGAGCUAUUGUGUGGGUUAAUUAUGGCGAAGGGUCGUGGAUGGUGGCAAGAGGAGUCCCUCCAAGGCAGGAGCGGGAUUGAACUGGCCACUGGUUUGAGCACUGUGUCCAGACCCCCUGUCACUAUUCGACUGGGGGAAAUUUUGAAGCCAGAGGCAGAGAGAAAACCUGUGAAGAUCCGACCACCCAGCCCAAGGACACCCACACGCAGGGAGCCUGUUUUCGGGCGGAGCAUCUCAUUUGAGCCCACACCCAAACCCAUCAUAAGGAGACGUGCGCAGUCCCUGCCCUCUACCAGGGAGCAAAAGAUUAGAUCUCACAGAAUGCAGGUGCGCUUUGUGGACUCUCUGGGCUUGGAUCUGGAGGACGUUAAGGUGUUCAAAGCUGGCGAUGACCCCUUAGUGCCUCAGCAUGUUAUCUCCAAGCUUCUAAUGAGCUCCGAACUGGCUUCGGGCAAGCACUUGGAAAUUUCUUUGCCCUAUUUUAAGCCCGCAUUCCCUGAGAAUCUGGGAGAGCAGCCAGAUUUUUUGAAUAUUCUGUGUCGUCAGCAGGUGUCCCUGGAGCGGGUUGUGUGUUCUGAUUCGGGCAUCACAGGCACUGCACAAGUCCUCAACUUGGCCUUUGAGAAAGAGGUCACGGUGCACUACUCUUUCACCAACUGGAGGAGCAAAGCAGACUCAAAGGCAAGCUGGGCGUCCUCUGUUAACAGGAACCGAAUGGCCGACGAACCAGACUCUGAUAUUUUUCGUUUCCGCCUGCCGGUUCCGCCCUUCAUCCUGCAGCCUGGUGCUGUCCUGGAGUUUGCCAUUUGCUUCCAAGCUGGGGGCUCUGAAUUCUGGGACAAUAAUAAUGGACACAACUACAAGCUGACCUGCCACAGCUACAAGCUGACCGUCCCCAGGGAGUGCGAGGAUAGCAUGGUGCACUUCAUAUAACUGGCCACUAGGUGCUGCCAUGCACAAAUUGCCUCAAAUGUCCCUGAAUAACUGAGCACUUAACUAGAUGAUGAGAUGACUUUUCCAUAUCUACUGCACCUGUGUACCAGGGCUGUACGUGCCCUUAAACAUGAAUUUGUUAUGCAGAAGGCGACAUAUGCAAAAUACUUUGUGAUUUCUACAACUAAAGUUUUAAUUAAAAAUUAAUCAUAAUAAUAACUCAGUAUGAUUAUGACAUUGACUGGAACUGUUGUUAAAAUGAAAGGUUGGUUUUAAAUUCUGGAAUUCUGAUUUUACAUUUUGUACUUUUUCAUUAUAAAUCUCAUCUUCGUGUGACUUGUGUACAUAACAAUAUACUUACAUUUGAAGCAUGUCACGUCUGUGAGCUGUUGCAAUGAUUCAUAGUUCAGUUUUUUAAGGUUUUAUACAUUUUGUAAAAUAAUAUGAUUGACUGUAAUAGGCCUAUUCUAAAAUGUCUAAUGCCAUAUGUCAUUUCUAAUCCAUCAGCACCAUAAAUACAGUAGAAUGGUAUACUGUAAAAAGUGCUGUAAAAACUCUUCAGCCAGUAAAUUACUGUAAAAUGUACAGGGACAUUUUUUACAGUGCGCAAUGUAAUGUCCUUUUUUCUUUUAAACUAACACAGCAAAGUUGUUUGCUUGACAAAUAUGCUUGCUUUUGUCUUUUUUGUUAUUUUUGUGCUUUCAAAGUAAAUUAAAUCUGUCUCUUAUAGAA
Messenger RNA from Conger conger (European conger), 2631 nucleotides. RefSeq names its product protein phosphatase 1, regulatory subunit 3Db (gene ppp1r3db). Gene Ontology annotation, biological process: regulation of glycogen biosynthetic process. Lineage: Eukaryota; Metazoa; Chordata; Actinopteri; Anguilliformes; Congridae. The transcript has 2 exons. Gene Ontology annotation, cellular component: protein phosphatase type 1 complex. Gene Ontology annotation, molecular function: glycogen binding; protein phosphatase 1 binding. Bases 988 to 1899 code for a protein of 303 amino acids. The record is from RefSeq and is a predicted model, not a curated record.